Molecule: messenger RNA, 2607 nt
Organism: Cokeromyces recurvatus
Lineage: Eukaryota; Fungi; Mucoromycota; Mucoromycetes; Mucorales; Mucoraceae
Product: raffinose synthase or seed imbibition protein Sip1-domain-containing protein
Exons: 5
Coding region: 1-2607 (868 amino acids)
Source: RefSeq, a predicted model, not a curated record
AUGACUGUUACUGAUAAGGAGCAGCCAACAAUUUUACUUGCACCUAAUUUAUGCUCAAGGAUUAUUAUCCAACAACAUCAAGAAAAGUAUUUGCAUUUUUUUUGCUAUUCAUCUAUUGAAUGUUAUAUUGAGUUAUGGACUAACUUAUCACCUAAAAAAUAUUGGAUUGGAAUACCUUUCACUCAAUCAAAUAACCAUGAUUAUUAUCUUAAAGUUGAUACAACUCAUUUACCUCUUGAUGAUUAUGAGUUUACAUUAAGAUUCGCCAUUACUAAUGAUAAUCCAAAGCAAUGGUGUUGGCUUGGGAAACCAAAUGAAAACGGUAUUAUCCGUAUUGUUCAUCAUGAUAAUACGAUUCCUUAUAUUACAGCACCUACUUUUGCUGCUAUCCCUCAACUUAAAUUUGUUGCAAAGGAGCAUUUUAGCAUGACAACAACAGAUCUUUGGCAUUUUAAAACUCAGAAAUAUUCUUCUAAUAAUACAUGUUUUUCACUUGGAAGACUCAAUCACCCUAUUCAUUCCUAUAUAGCAUUCAUAAGAAAAGGAUCUACUUGGCUAACACCUGUAGCAGGAAUGGAUAAUUUUAAAGAUAGAAGUAGUACAGAAAGAUGGCAGUUAUUUUUAUAUCAAGAUAGUGAUCGAGGAAAUAUACAUUUAUGGAUGGUUACAAGCCAAAAUUCAACUUGUUGGUUAGCACCUAAUAGCACAAGUCAAGGUGAUGCUACAUUCAACUUUUACUAUAAUCCAGAAAGUGAUGAUGCUGCACAUUUAUUAAUUCUUUCUACGUCAAAGACAGAAUCAUUUGCACGACUUAUUCAAUUAGCUCUUAAAUAUUAUCAGCAUUCAAUAAAGAAGCAAGAUGAUAAUAAGACGGUGAACACUCGUAUCGAUCCUCCUAUUCUAUUAGAUCGACUAGGAUUUUGUACUUGGAAUGCAUUUGGAAAGGACGUAGAUAUGAAUAAAGUGGAUUCUGCUUUAAGUAGCUUAAAGGCAAAUCAGAUUCCUGUAGGUUAUCUACUUUUAGAUGAUGGUUGGCAGCAGGUUUCAGAUUCAAAUCAACAAUUAAUAGGUUUAGAUGCAUGUCAAAAUAAAUUUCCUGGAGGAUUGGAGUAUACAAUUCAAAGGUUAAAACAGGAUUAUACAUUCAUUCAAUAUAUUGGUGUAUGGCAUACCUUAUGGGGAUAUUGGAACGGUAUAGAUAAAUCAUUUUCAACCAAUUAUAAAGACGAAUGGUGUUCCUAUCAAGCUAUUAAGAACAAUAAUUCCUUAGAAGAAUCAAUAGGCAUUUUAAAAAAUCCAGAUGUGUUCUAUUAUGAUUUUUACAAAUUUUUAAAUCAAGUAGGUGUCGAUUUUGUAAAAGUAGAUAAUCAAGGCAGUUUUCAAGAUUUAGUCACAACGACAGAUAAGGAGAAGAUGGAUUUAUGGGAUAAAUAUAGACAAGCAAUGGUUGAAAAUGCUGAUAGAUUCCUGAAGGGUCAAGUUAUUAAUUGUAUGUCAUUAACACCACACAUCUUAUUGAACCCUGUACUUUCUGACAUAAAUAGCUCUAUUUUUCGAAAUAGUGAUGAUUUCUUUCCUAAUGAAAAGGAGAGUCAUCCAUGGCAUAUCUAUGCUAAUGCUAUCAACACAUUAUGGACUACUCAUUACCCUGCUAUUGGUGACUGGGAUAUGUUUCAAUCUGACCAUCCAUUUGCUGAAUAUCAUGCAACAAGUCGUGCUAUAUCAGGAGGGCCAAUUUAUAUUACUGAUUUACCCAACAGACAUAAUACAGAUCUCAUUUAUAAAUUACUAGGGCAAAAUAGACAUUUAGGUUAUACUAUUUUAAGAUCAGCACAAGCGCCUCAACCAACGUUUGAAACCGUUUUUAAUAACCCAAUGAGUAAUCAAUCUCUUCUUAGUUUAUACAACGUAAAUCGAGAGCAAUCAUCAUUUGGCCAGAAUCAAAAAAGACCACCAUGUUACUGGAUCCCUGAAUACGGUGUUUGUGGUUUUUGGAAUACAGGGCCUAAUAUACGUUUAGGUGUAGUGACAAAUGAUAUCUUUGGUAUAAAGAAAACCAGUAUGGCACCUACUAUAGCGUAUGUUGUUUAUGGCUCUGAUCAAGGUAAACUUAUGUAUUUGCCUCGUCAAGUAAUAGGUGAUAAAAAAUAUAAUAAUAGCUCAAGCCGAGCAAUCACAGUUAAGGUAGAUGGGUUUGGUACUAGUCUUGUAUCCAUAAGUCCUAUCCGUUCCCUUGGGUAUCUUUCUGUAGCUUGUUUGGGCCUGAUGGAUAAAUUUAACGGUACAAAGGCUAUUCUUAAAACAGAUCUUGUUAAAGCAUCUAAUAACAGUAGUUGUUAUUAUGCAAUCUACAAGGCGUGGCUAUCACAUCGGAGUGCUUCAUGUGGCUUUUGGAUUGGGAGAGAGAAGUCAGUAACGAAGCAUUGUCAUUCUCAUUUAAGAAUGAUUCCUCAACGAGUAUUUAUGGAUGGGACAUUGUUAAAUAGUACUAAAGAUUGGUCGUGGUCUGCAGAAAAUGAAUUACUGACCGUUAAUAUGAUGAACAUUUCAUUAGAUGUUUCUUCCACAGACUACUUUUAUAUUCAAAUAGAUAUUAAACUAAUAUAA